AUGGUUGAUUGUAUGUAUAACCCGGCGGCCCUUGAGGAUCCCAUCAAGUUACCCUCGACCGUUGCCAAGGCCGUCCGCUGCAAGUUUGUGAUGUCCAUCAUACAGGAGUUCAUCGGGUUAGCAUCGGCAUCACUUCAACCAUCCACGGCAGUGCCACGUGUGAUGUUCAUCUGUGACGAUGAGUCAGCUGUGUUCGUCUCCGCUGGUCUCGUCCUCGUCAGGGCUGCUCUAGGCCCCCAUGUCGAGUUGGAAUGCUGCACUUAUAAUACCCUCAAGCAAAGAUUGCAAGUUAUCUUCAUGGGAGAAUCCUCAUCGGUUGUUGUUGACGCUCUGGUCAAGAGCAUCAGAGAGGAUCAUAGGACUAUGACUAGGUUUGUUCAAAACUUGGCAGCGGCAUCUCGUAUUGACAGUAUCGACUUUGGUUUUUGA
Perkinsus marinus ATCC 50983 is the source of this 429-nucleotide messenger RNA. RefSeq lists its product as hypothetical. The transcript has 4 exons. Lineage: Eukaryota; Perkinsozoa; Perkinsida; Perkinsidae. The record is from RefSeq and is a predicted model, not a curated record. Bases 1 to 429 code for a protein of 142 amino acids.